Messenger RNA from Dendrobium catenatum, 2548 nucleotides. Its product is annotated as MACPF domain-containing protein CAD1. Gene Ontology annotation, cellular component: plasma membrane. Lineage: Eukaryota; Viridiplantae; Streptophyta; Magnoliopsida; Asparagales; Orchidaceae. The transcript has 7 exons. The record is from RefSeq and is a predicted model, not a curated record. Bases 649 to 2400 code for a protein of 583 amino acids. Gene Ontology annotation, biological process: regulation of salicylic acid mediated signaling pathway; plant-type hypersensitive response.
UCAGAUCUCUGUCAUGGCGUUGAGUCCUGGUAGGGAACCUACGUACCACUGGAUGGGAUUAAAUAUUGCCUUUCUUAGAAAUUGAGCGCUCUUUUUCUUGGAGAGGAUUAUUUCGCAGUCAACGCUAUGGUGUGAGUCCGGAGCUGAAAUCUUCUUCAUUGGCAAGCUGUGUCGUUACUGUUCUUUGGGGACUGAGUGAGGUCUUCAGCACCGAAUCAAUUUACUUUCCGUUCGCUUUAAAUUUCCUGAGAAUGACAGCGAGUCCAUUUUAAUUUCGCAAUUGGAAACUUCUUUGUUUCGUGCUCUUUUUGGGGCUUCGGGGAUUGGGAUUAGAAAAAGUGGGAGUUCUUGAUUUCCUCUGUUCAGUGGGGUUUUUUUAAUAGAUUUCGAGAAAAUAGAUGUAGGAAAAAGAGCGGCACUCAGAAAGCUGAGGCCUUUUUCAGUUCUUCCAAGCUCUUCCGACUUUCUAGGAAACCCAUAUGGCGAAGAAGGACCACUUUCUUGCUCUUUAUUGGGGUUCCAUUUGUAGAGAGACUUCUUGGUUGAAUUCGCUAGUUGGAGCUGUGUUUUUGAGCUUUGUGUAUUAGGUCUUUGUUAACUGAAAUAAUAUAGAACGGUGGAGAUUUGCUUUCUCGGAUUCAAUUUGUGAUGGAAGAGAAUGCUGCUAUUCGUACUAUCCGGAGUUCGAUCCAAGCUCUGGGAAGCGGUUUUGAUGUAAACUGUGACACGAGAUUGCUUUAUUGCAAGGGGACGAAAAGUUCUAGGAUUGUGGAGGUGGACGAAGAGCACGUUAGGGAUCAAAUUGCAUUCGAUGAUGUGUUGUUGCCUGAGGUUUCCAGAGAUGUGAGGUUUUCCCAAGAAAUUGGAGGGCGGCAGAGCACUGUUGUUUGCAGUUACCUGGAGAUGGCAGGAAUUUUUAACAAGAGAGCUCAGCUCUCAGGAAAUACUCCUCUUGGUGGUUUCAAUUUUGCAUUCAGCUUUACUGGUUCAAAGAAAAUUGAUAUGGCUUCUACAAAAAGCCUUGCUAUGGAUGGAAUGUUUAUGCCUUUGUGUAAGGUUAUGCUAACCAAACAACCUUCAUCCUUAGGAGAAGAUGUUAAGAAGGCCGUACCAAGUUCUUGGGAACCAUCAUUGUUAGCCAGAUUUAUUGAAAGUUAUGGCACUCACAUUAUUACAUCAGUUACCAUUGGUGGUAAGGAUGAAAUAUAUGUCAAGCAGCAAAGCUCAUCACACUUAUCGUUCAUGGACAUAAAAAAUUAUAUCCAAGAUAUAGGAGAUCAGAGAUUCUCUGAAAAUGAAGGUCAUUCAAGUUCUGGUCCAAUGAAAAUGAAAGAUAAGGCCACCGAUCCUUUUUCUUUUAAUGGUCAGGGUGUAUAUCCGCAACCACCUACUGCUCCGUAUCUUAGUGCAAAAGAGGAUGUCACAAUCAUUUUCAGAAGAAGAGGAGGGGAUGAUCUCAUUCAAAGCCACAGCCAGUGGAAAAAUACUGUAAGGCAUGCACCUGACAUUAUUGAGAUGACCUUUAUGCCUAUCGCUUUUCUUCUUGAUGGAAUUCCUGGGAAGGACCAUCUAAUCCGUGCCAUCGCUCUUUAUUUAGAAUAUAAGCCACCCAUUGAGGAACUGCAGUACUUCCUAGAAUUUCAAGUUGCUCGGGUAUGGGCUCCAAUAAGAGAAAAUCUUCCAGGGCAUCACAGGAAAGAGCCAGUCUGCCCAUAUUUGCAGUUCAGCGUGAUGGGUCAGAAGCUUUACAUCAGCCUAGAACAGGUAUCGGUUGUCCGCAGGCCUGUAACUGGGUUGAGGCUCUGUUUGGAAGGAAUGAAACAGAAUAGAUUGACCAUUCAUUUGCAACACUUGGCAUCCCUGCCAAAAGUUCUCCAACAAUAUUGGGAUUCUCAUAUCCCAAUUGGUGCGCCCAAGUGGCAAGGACCUGAAGAACAAGACAGCAGGUGGUUUGAACCUGUAAGGUGGAAGAACUUUUCCCAUGUGAGCACAGCUCCAAUCGAGCACAAUGAUGCCUUCAUUGAUGACUUAUCAGGUGCCUUCGUAGUCACUGGAGCUCAGCUUGGCGUUUGGGAUUUUGGGUCUAAAAAUGUUCUCUACUUGAAGCUUCUUUAUUCCAAGUUACCUGGCUGCACUAUCAGGCGAUCUUUCUGGGAUCACAAUCCAGUUCUAUCAGGUGAAAAUCUCAAGUAUGAAGCAGUGAAGGAGUCAGCUAAUUCUACUGAUUCACAGAGCUCAAGCUCCAAGGUUGUUGGGAAGUUGCAGAAGCUUAUAGAAAUGUCUGAGAUUUCCAAAGGACCUGAUGAUGUUCCUGGGCAUUGGCUUAUUACUGGAGGCAAGUUUGGAGUUGAGAAAGGAAAGAUUGUUUUGAGGGUGAAGUAUUCAUUGCUUGCCUAUUGAUGCGGACUUUUUCAGUUGUUUGGGCAAAUGUAAAUUAGCGAAGGUAGCACUCUGAUGGUUAUUUUGGUGAAUGAGAGGGAGUUUAUUUUCCAUGAAAGGCAUUCUUUUGGUCUUUAUCAAUUUGUUUAUCCAUAGUGUUUUUUUGGCC